This is a messenger RNA of Peniophora sp. CBMAI 1063, 2151 nucleotides long. The record is from the annotation of a GenBank genome assembly. Lineage: Eukaryota; Fungi; Basidiomycota; Agaricomycetes; Russulales; Peniophoraceae.
AUGCUUCCCUUUCCUCUCGAAUGCCGCGACAUACGGCGCGUUCCUUACCUGCCCGACCCACACUACCUCCUAGUUCUCGAGGGGCAGUCUUCUCCGCCGGAACGCCCUCUAUUCUCAUGGGAGAAGACGAUCUGCAACGCACAAGUCGACUAUCAAGGGUGGUGGGGCCCUCACGAAUGGUCCUUGCUUCCUCAACUGUACGACUGCAACUCCCCCUGGCUUGCUUUCCUACCAAUCCACCACGAUCGCCACCACAUAUCACGCCAGGACAUCACCCGGGACAUGAUUGUCGACGCGCCUCGACUCGACAGCUCGUACCGCGCGAAGCAGCCACUGCUGUUUGCACCGGGACCCGAACUGAAGGAACGACUGCGAUCAUACGUCGACCAUGCUGUGGAGCAGGCUAAAGCAGUGCUAGAAUGCCUGAAGUCGGACCGCAACGGAAAAGGCAAGGAGCAUGCAGCCUGGCCCACAGGAGCCAACGAGCGCGCUACAUACCUGUUCCGGCAACUCUUGGCCGGUGUUCCUUCUGUCAAUGCAUUCAGACGAGCUCUCACUUGCUUACGGCGCGCCACGGGCGAACUUGAAGCCUUCGCAAUCUGGGGAAACAUCCUGCGGGAACGUGGAGAACAGCGCUCGAGCAACCUCAAGACCUACCGAAGUGAGAGGAACGUCGACUUUCGCGGUGUCUAUCUUCACGGCGAUCGCGAGCAGUGGUUGGAAGAGGGUUCUGACGUGAGGCGCGUGUACAGAGAAGUAAAGGAGUGGGGUGUGCCUGUAUACGCAUUGGUGAAAGGGAUGGACUGGGAUAUCACGCCGUUCAUGGCUCUGGGGAAGAGCAUCAGCCCUCUCCCUCGCGCAGAAGCGAUACAAGAACGUGAAGAGCGUCAACUACCGUUCUACUGCUACCCGCCUAAAGUCGACGGAACGACUUUCGAACGCGCGGCGCGAGGGCUGGCUCAUCAUGACGAGGAGGGCAAGAAGGGAGAGAUUGAAAGGUUGCGCGGCUUGGAUAGCAGACGGCAGAAGACGCAAGUUGAACAGAGCAACGCCUCAAAGGCGCCUUCGAACUGGCAUAAAGUAGUAGGACCCGAUAAGCGCGCACACCCAGAAGUUCAAGCCAGGGUCAACCCGAAGCACGGACCGCCACCAUUCAUGCCGUACUGGAAGCUAUCGGACCCGCUGGCCAUGCACACUCCCGAACACCUCUCCGUCAACGCUGGAAAGGGAACUUUCUUACCAAGACCAUCCGCCAUAUGGGGUAUCGAAGGGCCCCGGAAGAUAACCUCGCUCGAGACGCUCACCGCCAUCUGGAAGUUACUGGUCCUGCGCCCUUGCCUGUUCAAGCGCGGAGAUCUCACAGUCGAGCAGGCAUACCUCAAAGCGCAGGACUGGCGCGACAUACUCAACCGCGCGGCUUCCGACACCCGCAUGUCGACCCUGUGGACGAACGGCAAGCCAGAACUCUGGGGUUCGCGGCUUCAAGUGUCAGUACAACAGCGCGUCGCCCAGAUCGUUGGCGAGCCCACGCUCAAGAAGAUGGACUGCUACAUGCGUUGCUCGCCAGUGGGGCGGUUCAGCAUCGAAAACGACCCGCACCGUCACCUGGAACAGCUAGUUCUAGUACGCCUCACGGAGCUACACGUCCUGCACGACUUUGCGUCGUAUCAUCCAGCCCUCCAGCAUACCAUAAACGGCCGUUGGUGUCCUCCACCGUUCGACGCAGACGAAGCUCUAGAAGACCGGCCGGGUGCAUUCGAGGAUCUCUGCGCGGAUGUCUCUGAAGCAGAGAAGCGGGCGAUGGACGAUAUUCUGAGGGUCGUGCGUUGGAAUGGACCUGACGGGGCCCGUGCGUGGCAGAUGGAAGAUGGCGACUCGUAUCGCCGGUGGCUGGGGAGCUUCAGAAGCCUUCUGAAUGGCUGCCCGAACGCCUGGGUGAACAAUCCUGAAUUGGAGAGGCUGACCAGCACGCAUCCAGAAUGGGAUCCGUUGACAUGCGACCUCGGGCAGGCCGACGCGCCGAUCCGUCGGGUAGCGCGGCUGUUGGUGAGUACUCAUCUGCUGCUCACGCUGCGAGUAGGACGGCUCCCUUGGCUCUGGUUUGACAAGCCUGUUCUGGAUCAUUUGGCCUGCAGUCACGAUAACCUGUAA